AUGGGGAUGGAGGAGGAGGAGAGCGGCUCCCGGCCCCGAGGGGAGCGAGCCCGGUCGCCCCCCCAGUGGGACUGGGACCACCCGGCCACGCGCCGCCCCCUGGAAGAGCUCUAUUUCCCCCGGCAGGAUCCCGCCUCUUCCCAGGAUAUUCCCAAUUUCUGGGCUUUUUUCCAGCGCCUCCGACGUUUCCAGAGCCGGAACCCCCACCCCCCUGAGCCUUGCCCUGAGGUGGCCACCUCUGGCCCCCUGGACUUGCCCCGUGGCUACCACCCCCGGUACCGCAUCAACCUCUCCCUUCCCAGGCCGGGGAGGGGGGGGGAUUGUGGCAUCCCCCGGGAUCGCCUGGCGGAAUUCCGCGCCGCUUUCCUCCACUACCUGGAUUUCCCCCAAAAACAAAGCUUCGCCAAACUGGCCAAACUCCAACGGGAACGAGCCGCGCUGCCCAUCGCCCGGUACCGGGAGAAGCUGGUGGAGCUGGUGGCCCAGCACCGGGUGGUGGUGGUGGCCGGAGACACCGGCUGCGGCAAAUCCACCCAGGUGCCCCAGUUCCUGCUGGCGGCCGGUUACAGCCACGUGGCCUGUAGCCAGCCCCGCCGCAUCGCCUGCGUGGCGCUGGCCAAGAGGGUGGCCCUGGAGAGCCUGCACCAGUACGGCAGCCAGGUGGGCUACCAGAUCCGCUUCGAGAGCACGCGCUCCCCGGCCACCCGCCUGCUCUUCCUGACGGAGGGGCUGCUCCUGCGUCAGGCCCAGCGGGCGCCCGCGCUGCCCGAGUACCGCGUCCUGGUGGCCGACGAGGUCCACGAGCGGCACCUGCAGGGGGACGUCCUGCUGGGCGUCCUGCGCCGCCUCCUCUCCGCCCGCCCCGACCUCCGCCUGGUCCUCAUGUCGGCCACCAUCAACAUCCCCCUCUUCUCCGGCUACUUCGGGGGGGCCCCGGUGCUGCAGGUCCCGGGGAGGAUCUUCCCCAUCUCGGUCAUCUACCAGCCCAUCCCUAAGGAAGAGGCCCCGGCGGGUGGGAAAUGGGGGAAAGCGGAGCGCCUGGACCCUCUGCCCUACCUGCGGGUGCUUCAGGCCAUCGACCACAAGUACCCCCCGGAGGAGCGGGGGGACCUACUGGUGUUCCUCAGCGGGGUGGCCGAGAUCGGGGCGGUGCAGGAGGCGGCCCAGGCUUAUGCCACCCACACCCAGCGCUGGAUUGUCCUCCCCCUGCACAGCACCCUCUCGGUGGCUGAGCAGGACAAGGUGUUUGACGUCCCCCCUCCCGGCGUCCGUAAGUGCAUCCUCUCCACCAACAUCGCCGAGACCUCGGUGACCAUCGACGGCGUCCGCUUUGUCCUGGAUUCGGGGAAGGUGAAGGAGAUGAGUUACGACCCUCAGGGCAAACUCCAGCGGCUGCAGGAGUUCUGGAUCAGCCGCGCCAGCGCCGAGCAGCGCAAGGGACGCGCCGGCAGGACCGGCCCCGGCGUCUGCUACCGCCUCUACGCCGAAUCCGACUACGACGCCUUCGCCCCUUACCCCGUGCCGGAGAUCCAGCGGGUAGCGCUCGAUUCGCUGGUGCUCCAGUUAAAGAGUAUGGGGCUGGGCGACCCCCGGACCUUCCCUUUUCUGGAGCCCCCACCCUUGUCCAGCCUGGAGACAGCCCUGAGGUACCUGCAGGACCAAGGAGCCCUGGAUGAGGCCGAAGACCUGACGCCCAUCGGGAACCUGCUGGCCCAGCUGCCGGUAGAUGUGGUGGUCGGCAAGAUGCUGGUCCUGGGCACCCUCUUUGGCCUGGCUGAGCCCACCCUGACGGUGGCAGCGGCGCUGAGCGUCCCAUCCCCCUUCCUGAGACCCUCUCACCCCAACCCCGAGUGCGCCACGGCCCGGCGGCCCCUGGAGAGCCCCCACGGUGACCCCCUGACUCUGCUCAACCUCUUCAACGAGUGGGUCCAGGUGAAAUCGGAGCGGAGCGGCAGCUCUCGGAAGUGGUGCCGGAGGCGAGGUUUGGAGGAGCAUCGUCUCUAUGAAGCUGCCAACCUUCGGCGCCAGUUCCAGGAGCUUCUUCGAGACCACCAGCUACUGGAGGAAGAUUCUGGUCGCCCCAGCGACAGCUACAGCCGGCAGAGCCGGCACCGGGAACGCCGGGAACUGCACCGGCUCUGGCGAUCCCACACCGAGACCGAAGGCCGGAAGCGCAAGGUGCUGCGGCUGCAGGACGGAGCCGAUGCCUCCUCCGGCGAGGAGGAGGAUGAUGGUGGUACCCGUGGCAAAGGGGAGCGCAGCAUCGAUAUCCAGGAUGUCAAGUUCAAGCUCCGCCACAACGUGGAGGAGCUCCAGGCCGUCUCCAGCUCGGCCCUCUCCUCCUCGCAGCUCGCCCUGCUCAAACUGGUGCUGUGCCGGGGGCUUUACCCCCAACUGGCCGUCCCUGACCAGUUCAACAGUGGCCGCAAAGACUCCGACCAGAUUUUUCACACCAAAAACAAGCAAGGGGUCGUCCUUCAUCCCACCUGUGUCUUCGCCACCAGCCCAGAGCUGCUCCAUGCCAAGGAGAGACGGGACCGUGGUGGGACUGGAGAGCCCACAGAGGGGCUGAGCUGCCACCACCAGCUCCUGGCCUUUGUCUCGCUGCUGGAGACCAACAAGCCCUACCUGGUGAACUGUGUCCGGGUGCCGGCCCUCCAGGCUCUCCUCCUCUUCUCCCGCUCGCUGGACACCAGUGGGGACUGCGCCCGGCUGGUGGCCGAUGGGUGGCUGGAGGUCACCAUCCCCGACGCGGACUCUGCCCUGCGCCUGCUCUCCACGGCCCUGCAGCUCCGUUCCUCCUGGGAAAAACUCCUUCAUCAGCUGCUGGAAGGUCGAGGAGAGGAACUGGGCCACCAUCCCAGCCCCCGUGACGUGUCCCUGCUCAGCCGGGGGCUACUGGACUUCCUGCAGAUGGAGGUGCCAUAUCGUCUGCGCCAGCUCACGGGGCUGGAGAAACAGAACCUCUAUGUGGGUCCCCAAACGGUGGCGGCUGCUCCCCGGCUCCCAGGGCUCUUCCAGGGGGCAGAGAUGAAGCCUGACGAGGUGAAAGGAGGCCACAGGGUGACGGAUUUUCUCACCUACAACUGUCUGGCCACGGACACGGAUCUCUACAGCGACUGUCUGAGGAGCUUCUGGACCUGUCCCCACUGCGACCUCCACAUGCCCUUCACUCCCCUGGAGCGCAUGUGCCACCAAAGCGCUUGCCGGCCCCCUGAGGCCCCCCUGGAAGAACCCUCAGAAAACUCCUCCAAAACCUCUGCCCUGCACCGAUCCUACCACUGCGACAUCUGCCAGCAGGAUUUCACCUUCACUCCCACCGAAAUCCUCCGCCACAAGAAGCAGCACCAGUAACUGGAGCUUGCUGGGACUCUUGGUGGGAUGCUGGCAUCCUCCCCCAUCCCUCAGGGACCCCCGGAACAGGGAGAAACCCCCCCUAAACUGCUACCUCCAUUGCUCUUGGGCUGAAUUUCUGAGCUUCGAUUCCCACCAACUGACCCUUGUGCAUUGACUUUACUGGAUAAAAAGGAGCUGGAAAUGGGAAUGGCCAUUUCUCUGGGAGCCACCAACUCCACGUCAAACCAUCUCUUCUUUAAUUAGCGCUGGAUGAAGCCUAAUGAGCCAGAAAAAAAUAUAAUCAUGCUCCCAAGGAAAGCUUAAAUGGAAAAAAAAAAAAAAA
Calidris pugnax (ruff) is the source of this 3679-nucleotide messenger RNA. RefSeq names its product DEAH (Asp-Glu-Ala-His) box polypeptide 34 (gene DHX34). NCBI's taxonomy places the organism in Eukaryota, Metazoa, Chordata, Aves, Charadriiformes, Scolopacidae. Gene Ontology annotation, cellular component: intracellular anatomical structure. Bases 1 to 3354 code for a protein of 1117 amino acids. The record is from RefSeq and is a predicted model, not a curated record. The transcript has 18 exons. Gene Ontology annotation, molecular function: RNA binding; ATP binding. Gene Ontology annotation, biological process: nuclear-transcribed mRNA catabolic process, nonsense-mediated decay.